GAGAGAAGAUCAUAGAUCAUCUCCAAACACACUUCAUCUAGAGAUAUUUUCAGUUAAUUCUGGUGAGUCAUGACAGGACUGGAGGACACGCCCCCUAGUGACUGAACACGAAAACACAUUUGGCCUCUUUCGACUCUUUCUGUGCUUCAUCAUUUUUAUUUCACUCAGAGAACUAACAAACAAGUUAUUCAUGUUAAAAUAAGAAGUCUAGACAUAUUUAAUCAAUGUAUUGAAUAGACUCCAUUGCAAUUUUAUUGAUUUAUUUGUUUUUGUCACAAAUGCCUUAUAAUGCCGUCUACGCCAAUAAAAGUGCCUUCCAAAUGUAAAUGUAUUAGAAUCAAAUGAGUGUUCAAACAAACAACUGUUAAUAUCGAAUGUGAAAAAAACAUACAGGAUCAUUCUCCAUUACAGACCAUUCACAAACUGUACGGUUCUGUGGUUUUGACUUUAGAUCCAGAAAUUUCUCUGUUGUAGCUCAGUUAAAUGGAUAAACGGCUUUAUAAAAACAUUUAACAUCCGAACAACCGUUUUGUUUGACUAAAGUUUCUUUUUGUUUGAAAAGGCUUCUUUUGAUAAAAAAGUAUGGUUCUCGUAAGAACCUUUCAGUAUGGUCAUGUGCUGUAUAGACCCUUUCAACCCUUUUUAAAAGAGCGAAACACACAAAAAAGUGAUGUGUUUUGAGAGGUUUGGGUUUUGAGAGUCCUGUUCCUUCCUGUUUGCGAAAUCUCUUCAGAAGAUCUAUUCAGAUAUCAUUUACUGCCAAACAUCAGCUUUCAAGAGUUUGAGGAGUUCGUCCUUUCAGAUUUCUGGACUGAAACGGUUGAAGAAAAUGUUUCACACAUUUGUGUUCUGUUUGUUCACGUGGCGUGUGAACGGUGUGUUUUAUGGUAAUACAUGUGAAGAAAAGUCAGUGAUGGAGGGAGAUUCUAUCUCUCUGUAUAAUAUUUAUGAAAGCAUAUACAGGCUUUAUAAGAUAGAGUGGACGUUUGGAUCUCAAGAGUCUCUCCUAGUUCAAUUCUACACAGAGAAUAAAAAGAUCGUCAUACCUGCUGAUGUUCAUGAUGGGAUGUUCAGAGACAGACUGCAGGUGGACAAUCAGACCGGAUCUCUCACCAUCACAAACAUCACGACUCAACACUCCGGACUUUAUGUGAUGAUCACCACCAGCAGCUCCCGGAUCAGCGACGCCAUUAGAGUGACAUCAUACAAAUUCUAUGUUAAUGUUUAUGCUCGUCUUCCUGUUCCUGUCAUCGUCAGUUACUGUCCGCAGAAUCCUCCAGCGUCAGAAGGAUCUUCAGUCUCAAAAUGUGUGUUGUUGUGUUCAGUGUUGAAUGUCCCACGUGCGACUUUCUCCUGGUACAAAGGAAACCGUUUACUGUCCAGCGUCAGUGUGUCUGAUCUAAAUAGCAUCAUGUCUCUACAUCUGGAUGUUGAAAAUCAGGACACAAACACAUACAGAUGUGUGAUCAGCCAUCCGUUCGGAAACCAGACUCAACAUCUCGACAUCGCUCAUGUCUGUCACAAGUGUUCAGACUGUGUCAACUGUUGUGAUACUACCGAGGGUGUCAUGCGAUUGGCCGUCUCUGCUCUGGUGGGCGUGGCUGCUGUAGCUGCUCUUAUUGUUCUGAUUUAUGACAUCAGAUCCAGAAGAGACCAACAGGAGAGAAGAUCGUAGAUCAUGGAGUGGAGGCCACGCCCCCAGAACAUCACAACACAUUUUGUGUCUUUGCUGUUUGAAAGUACUUCAUUGUUUAUUUUAAUCACGUGAACGAUCUGCACACUUUAACGCUACAACAGUUUGCUAAAUAAAGGAAUAAAUCUUUCAUUCUG
This is a messenger RNA of Triplophysa rosa, 1830 nucleotides long. RefSeq lists its product as uncharacterized. Lineage: Eukaryota; Metazoa; Chordata; Actinopteri; Cypriniformes; Nemacheilidae. The record is from RefSeq and is a predicted model, not a curated record. The transcript is spliced from 4 exons. Bases 830 to 1675 code for a protein of 281 amino acids.